AUGAUUUAAUCGAAAAUGAUAGAAAAAGAAGAGGAACUUCAAUGCUCUUUAAAACAUAAACUUCCUGUUCUUAUGAUUGCUUGUGAUAGAAAAUUAAAGAGAAACUAGAGACUUUUAUGCUCUGAAUGCAUGGAAAAUCUUGAAUCAAAAGCCCAAUUAAUGAGUUUUAAAAAAGUCCUAUAGAAUAUUGAGGAAAAUCAAAAAUAAAAGAAAGAAAACGUUGAGAAUGUGAUAAUGGGUAGUAUCAAACUGAUUGAAGAACUCUAAAAAGAUCUUUUUUUAUUAAAAUCUAAUGUUGUUUAAUCAUUAGAUUAAAUAAUUGGAAAUGUAGAUGAAUGGAUCAGACAUAUAAUAUUAAUUGGGUAAUAAAAUGUUACUUAUAGUUUUUAUAAUGAAUUGGAUAAUCUUAUUAAUUAAGAAAGAUUAGCAGAAUUCGGUUAAAAAUAACUAAUUGAUCAAAUUAAUUAAAUUUAAUAAUCUUGGAAUCAAAAAAUUGAAAAGAAACUAAAUCUAUUUAAAUAAUUUUCAGAAGGUUAAAAAUGCAAAAACAUAUUACAACAAUUAAUAGAUGUCAAUGAAACAGAAGAGAAUUAAGGAAAGAUAAAAGUGACUUAAGAAAACUAUGAAAUUAGUAUUUAGAAUUUUUAGGAAAUGAUUUAAGUUGAGAAUAAAUAGAAGUAAUUAGAAUAAUAAUUGAUGAUGUAUAAAUAAGUUCAAUUUAAUUUAAUUGAUGAUUCAAAUUAAUAGAUUGGAAUAUGUUUUGCAAUAGUGUUCAAUAAAGAUGGAUCAAUUAUGAUUUCAUGUGAUAGUAAUGAAAUUAAAAUAUGGAAUUUUCAAUAAGGAACAUUUAAAUUAUCUAAUUCUUAUAAUAAACAUAGCCAAGCUGUUAGUUGUUUAGUGUAUAGCAAGAAAACAAAUAACUUUAUUUCUGGUUGUUACAAUAACUAAAUUAUAUGUUGGUAAUAAAUUAAUCAAAAUGAGUGGAAGUGCUCAUAACCAUUUGAAUAACAUGAUAUUGUUCAUUGUUUAUUAUUAAAUAAAUAAGAGGAUCAACUCAUUUCAGGAGGAGAUGAUCGUAAAAUAAUAGUAUGGAAAGUAGAUUUUAUUAACAAUGAUCUGACUUUUCUGUAUUCCUUAGAUUAACAUACCAAUAGUGUAAAGUCAUUGAGUUUUAAUUAAUCUGAAACUGUGUUGGCAUCAUGUGGUUAUUCUCAUUUUAUAAUAUGGGAGAAAGGAUUGUAAGGGAAAUGGGAAUUUAAAUAUAAAUAGGAUGUUUCAUUAUACGGAAAUAAAAUCCAUUUCAUGAAUGAUUAUCAAUUUCUUUGGGUAAAUGGUUAUAAGGAUGAUAUUUUGAAUUCAAAUAAAACUAUUUCUUUAAUUAAGAAUAAUCAAUGUGAAGAUGAUUAUUACUUUCCAAUAAUACAUAAUAAAGAUAGAAAUGUGAUAUUGGUAAGACACAAACAUCAUAUCUAUUUGAUUAGACAAUUAAAUGAUGGCACAUUUAAUAUUCUUGCAUCAUUAGAUUCUAAAACUACAAAAACUUUUGGAACUAUCACCAAUAAUGCCUAAUAUUUACUAUUUUGGGAUAGGAAAUUUCAAAAAUAUUCAUCAUAUGAAAUAUAAUAUAAAUGA
Molecule: messenger RNA, 1632 nt
Organism: Paramecium tetraurelia
Lineage: Eukaryota; Ciliophora; Oligohymenophorea; Peniculida; Parameciidae
Exons: 2
Biological process (GO): iron-sulfur cluster assembly
Cellular component (GO): cytosolic [4Fe-4S] assembly targeting complex
Molecular function (GO): protein binding
Source: RefSeq, a predicted model, not a curated record